Messenger RNA from Dryobates pubescens (Downy woodpecker), 2071 nucleotides. It is a transcript of the gene NPL, whose product is annotated as N-acetylneuraminate pyruvate lyase. Gene Ontology annotation, biological process: N-acetylneuraminate catabolic process. Gene Ontology annotation, molecular function: 4-hydroxy-tetrahydrodipicolinate synthase activity; N-acetylneuraminate lyase activity. The transcript has 11 exons. Lineage: Eukaryota; Metazoa; Chordata; Aves; Piciformes; Picidae. The record is from RefSeq and is a predicted model, not a curated record. The coding region runs from base 164 to 1330 and encodes 388 amino acids.
GCUCCAGGCGACCGGAGGUGCCCGGGCCGGCCCCUCGAUUGACUGGAGAUCUGCAGUGGGGCAACGUGAGGGUGCCCUGCUCGGGGAAAGCGUUUUGAGCCCGCUCCUCUGCAGCGCCGUUCUCCCUGUCAGGCUACCAGGUACGUGCUAGACCACAGCCUACAUGGGGAAAAAGAAAGAUAAAAUAAAUGUCUCGCAGUGCCUGGGGCUCCCAGUCCUGUCUGGGCAUGGUGCUGCUUGUGAUAAGAUGUUUUUCAACAACAACAAAAAGCAUUCUCUAACCACAAUUAACUGCCUUGCAAAAUCCACUUCUUCUGAACUCUGCUUGUCCGGUUCUGCUUUUGAUCAACACUUAUAUAAAGAUGGUAAUCAUUUUAAUAUCAUCUCCUUCCCAAACAGCUCAAUGACACCUAGAAAAAAGUUACAGGGUCUUGUAGCUGCUACAGUCACUCCAAUGACUCCUGAUGGACAAAUAAACCUUUCGGUGAUUGGUCAAUACGUCGACUAUCUGGUAGGCAAGCAGAACAUCAAGAACAUCUUUGUGAAUGGCACAACAGGAGAAGGACUGUCCCUUAGCACCCAGGAGAGGAAACAGCUGGCAGAAGAAUGGGUGUGCCAAGGAAAAGACAAAUUGGAUCAUGUGAUCAUUCACGUGGGAGCACUGAGUCUGCCAGAGUCCCAGGAGUUGGCAAGACAUGCAGCUGCCAUAGGAGCUAGUGCUAUUGCUGUGAUAGCCCCCUUCUUCUUCAAACCUACAAACAAAGAUGAACUGGUUGCUUUCUUACAGAAGGUUGCGUCUGAAGCCCCUGAAGUUCCAUUUUAUUACUACCACAUUCCUCCUCUGACAGGUGUGAAGAUUCGUGUUGAAGAGUUGCUGGAUGGAAUAAAAGAGCGGAUUCCCACCUUCCAGGGUGUGAAGUUCAGUGACACAGACCUCUUGGACCUUGCACAGUGUAUAAACAAGAAUGAGGCAGAGCAAUUUGAAUUUCUUUAUGGGGUGGAUGAGCAACUGCUGGGUGCACUGGCAAUAGGGGCAAAUGGAGCAGUUGGAAGUACAUACAACUACUUGGGGCAAAAAACCAAUCUGAUGUUGCAAGCCUUUGCGAAGCCAGACCUUGUGUUAGCGCGGAGGUAUCAGUUUCUUACAGGGGAAUUUCUCAAUUUUGUCAUCAAGCUAGGUUUUGGUGUUGCGCAAACUAAAGCUGUCAUGACUUUUGUUUCUGGCAUUCCCAUGGGACCUCCACGGCCUCCCCUCAUUGAUGCCUCUGAGGAGUUCAUCAUCAAGGCCAAAGCCAAGCUGGAUAGCAUUGUGUGGCCUGAUGGCAACUGAUGUUUGUUUCCAUGUCACUCUGGAAGUGGAGGUUCCUUUUCUGGUAUUCACUGUCAUGUGGCACACUCCCCAUGUGAUGGGCUGUAAUUUCUUUCAGGGAAUUGGCAAUGUGCCUCAGCCCCUGUGCUGGCUUUGUUGUUGCACAUGCAGCCCUUUUUAGUGUAACUUCACUCUGCUCUCCUGGAGCUCUGCACUUGCCAGGACUAGCUGGUAUCUCUUAAUAAAAAAAGCAAAUUUUCCUCAGUCGGAGAAUACAAAGUCCUUUUAUCUAGACAGAAUGAAGAUCUGUCUCCCAUCUUCUCUUGAUGAGCACUAUACUGUGUAUUUAAACAAUGGUGUGACACUGGCUGCUCACACCAGCCUUACUGGCAGAAUCACUGGGACACUGAACAUAUGAAAUCCUCUUUUGUCUUAUCUCACUGUAUAUAUCUUUACUGAAUGCAAAAUUAAAAGAAUCCUUUUGCAACAGAAAACUUUCAUCUCUCUAAUGGGCAGACAAUUGUCCAUCUUUUUCCUUGUGGUGAAAAUGAAGCCACAAUUGAGCUGUGCAUCUCUCCAUUGCAAUGCAGAAUAAUGUCUUCCAUGUCAGAACAUCACCUACUGUGGGAUUAAAAUGUGCUUGUUUGCACUCAGGACUUCUCUCCACCAGCUUGAGCUUUUACUCUCUGACAGAAAAUGUGGCUGAGAAAUGUGAGGUCUCAUGCCCUUCAUCCCUUGCCCCAGAUCUCCUGACAGGGAUGA